AGAAGAUGCCAAGAUUCGAUUUAGUACAAAUGAACAGCACUGUCCCACUAAGAUAUUAACUGCACCUGAGAACAAAAAAAAUAAAAAAUAAAGAAAAGCGAAAUAUAAAGAGCUAAAAGACUCUGAGGUUGAUCAACAAAAAGAAAGAUUAACUUUCACUUACUCUUCCAAACAAGACAAACAUGACUUCUCCAUCAUCAUCAUCAUACUUCAGACCAAAUUAAGUUCUUCAUUCACAUAACAUAUACACAACACACAAGCUGAUGCAGAUGAUGUUUGUUCUUACCAAGCUGAUUUAUUGUUGUUGCAGGUUAACUGAUCAAGAGUAUAUGGAGCUUGUGUUUGAGAAUGGGCAGAUUCUUGCAAAGAGCCAAAGAUCUAAUGGCUUUUCUAUGCAUAAUCAACGUACGAAAUCGAUCGUGGAUUUAUACGAGGCCGAGUAUAACGAGGACUUCAAGAAGACUAUUCAUGGUGCUGAUACUAGUGACAAGAAUCUUGUAGACACUCAGGUUGUUCCAGAACCUCUUGUUGUUGCCGCAUAUGAAACAAACAUGCUGAUGAAUCAACUUAAUUUGAUUCAGAGUUUGAAAGCGUCUUCAUCAAAGAGGAUGGUGGUUGAUUAUGAGAACCGAAAGGAUAUUGUACCUCCUGAUGAGCAAUCUGUGGUUGCUGAGAGGUCGGUUGAACUGGGAUACGACUCCACAGAUUUUACUGAAGACAGUGAAGAAUCGACGUAUCAAAGCAGUAGACUAGAUGAUGUGAGGCCACAAGUUCCUGCAAGAACAAGCAAUGUUUUGGUCAAGAGAAGACGCAAACAGAAGCAAACAAACGAUACAAACAAGAAAAUGCGUAAUUUGCAGGAUCUACUCCCUAAUUCUCAAAAGGACGACAACGAAGCAUUACUAGAUGAAGCGAUCAACUAUAUGACGACCCUUCAACAUCAAGUUCAGAUGAUGACGAUGGGUAACAGAUUUGUUACACCAGCAACAAUGUUGCCUUUGGGGCCGCAAUACUCUCAGAUGGGUCUAGCAACAGGUAUGCAAAUGGGCGUACCACAGCUUCUGCCUGCGCCUGUUCUUGGAGCUGGCUUGCCAUUGGUUAGUACUUCAGCAGAUGUGCUAAGGGUUCUUAACCAUCCUGUAGGACCUGUACUAAUGCCAAUUCAAAACUCAGCACUUUUCACACCAACGGAAAACUAUUUGCCCCAAUCUGUUCCGCCGGCGUAUGCUGCUUUCCCUAACCAAAUACCAAACUCCACCACUUCGUCAAAUCUAGAUGAUGCUAGGACACAUGGAGGAAACCUGUCUGGUAAAGAAUCAGAUAAACCGUGAGCAGAUGAAAUAGACAGUGAUGAUAGUUACCUGCUGAUUUGCCGACUUGUUAUUCUCCAAGUAAGAAGUGAGAACACUAGAGCCAUAUCAAGGUGGACCAUACAGAUCCAAAGCAGCACUACAAG
Molecule: messenger RNA, 1456 nt
Organism: Brassica oleracea var. oleracea
Lineage: Eukaryota; Viridiplantae; Streptophyta; Magnoliopsida; Brassicales; Brassicaceae
Product: transcription factor PIF6-like
Exons: 4
Coding region: 264-1331 (355 amino acids)
Cellular component (GO): nucleus
Molecular function (GO): protein dimerization activity
Source: RefSeq, a predicted model, not a curated record